Pongo pygmaeus (Bornean orangutan) is the source of this 1356-nucleotide messenger RNA. RefSeq lists its product as uncharacterized. The transcript is spliced from 2 exons. The coding region runs from base 680 to 1057 and encodes 125 amino acids. The record is from RefSeq and is a predicted model, not a curated record. NCBI's taxonomy places the organism in Eukaryota, Metazoa, Chordata, Mammalia, Primates, Hominidae.
CUGCGGCUUCUUCCGGACGUGAAAGUUUGCUGCGUAGGGAUAGGGAGACCGGGCCGGACUGCGGGGAGUGAGCAGGUUCAGCAGUGACGGCAUUCUUAAGAGUCCUGUCCAAGUGAGGGACUUGGGGUGUGGGACACAGUGGCCCCCAGGGCAGUGGGCGUUGGAAACUGAGAGGCCCUGCUAAGGAGGCUUUGGGAGGGGCUGCGGAGACCAGGGGACGAGGUAUAGGAAGAGGAGGGCGGGAAGCUUUGGUAGUGGGCUUCUUGGAUCCCAGUUGCCCCAGAGGCACAGGCCUGGGCAUCACUGUAUUUCCCAAGGGGAGAAGGGGCUAUUUCCCAUGGGAAGACAAAGUGGGAUGAAUAGUGGACCUUGAGAAGAAGGGGUGGCCAGGAAAAGGUUCCUGAAGGAGGCAGGACCCAGACUGCAGGCUGGGGAGGGUUUGGGCAGCCAGAGGGAGGUGAGGGUGCUGGAGCGGGGGUCAGUCGGUCACUCUGGCCGGAGAUCUGAGUGGCCUCUGCCUCCUCUGUGCUGUGGAGUGCAUCUGACUGCCAGCCUCGCUGGACCGUUGAGAGGAUUCAUCGAGACCCUGGAUAUGAAUAUGCAGUGUGAACUGAAGUUUGGGGACAUGAGUAAUCAGUCACAGUGGCCCAAGAUUUGAGGUGUAAAUGGAGAAGUCAGAAUGAUUCGCUGCAGCUGUCUGGAACAGCUGCACCUGCAGAUGCUGCUGCUGCCGCCCUCCAGCGAGGCCGUGGCGCCACGUGGCUGGAGGAGGAGCUGCAGCUGCCCCGAGUGCUGCCGCGUGUGCAGCUCUCCAGUGCGGCUGCAGCGCCACCGCGCGUUGCUUUCGACGCCCGAGUCCUUCGCAUGCGCAGCCAGCGCCCGGGCCUCAAGUGCCCCAGGACCUGGCACAGCCCGCGAGCCUGCAUCAGGCUUCCAGUGGGCCCCGUGGGCAGUGCCAGCCUUUCCCACCUCCACAUCUCGCAAAGCCUGGCCUUCGCUGCGCCUCGGUCGCCACGUGCCUUCUGGAAAUAUCACACCUCCCCACCUGCGCAUGUAGCCGUCCUCUGUGGGCCUCGGUUCCCGCAUGUGCCCCGUGGGAAGAACACACCUUCCCCAACUAUCUGGCAGCGUCUGGCCUUCUCCGGGCCUCGGUCUCCCCAUUUGCUGGGUGGAGAAUCACGGCCCGGCCACAUCGGAGCAAUGGCUGGCCUCUGGACCUCGGUCUCUACAUUUGCUCAGCCGGCAGGAACAUACCUUCUCCGGCCCUGUACCUCGGUGGGUGGCCACGGCCGAGCAGGCAGCGACGGCCCAGUGGAAAGAGAACAAACCCUUGUGGGCCUUAGGGCAAAGACGUAA